Stylonychia lemnae is the source of this 1260-nucleotide messenger RNA. Lineage: Eukaryota; Ciliophora; Spirotrichea; Sporadotrichida; Oxytrichidae. The record is from the annotation of a GenBank genome assembly.
AUGUACAAACUAAAACCCUUAUUAGUGAUUGGGUUCGCAUACUAAUUAGCAGCUUAAUAAUUUACGAUAAGCUCUUUUGUUUAAACCAUUGAUGACUGCUUAAGAUUCGGUGAACUAAUCGAUUAUACUUACAAUCUCGAUAUUACAGCUUCAUUAUAAAAACCUUAUGGAAAUCAAUACGAAUUGGUACAAUGCGAUUUUGCAGGAAUUUGUCCAGAUAGUAUACUUAAAACAACUUGUGUUUGGCAAAGAUAUUUAUCAGUCGAUUGUUCAGGAUCUACGAAUUCACCUCGUAUUAAAAUCUUUUCUAACUCUUUGCCCAACCAUUGUUAUUUCGCAUAAACUUCAUACCCGAUUGGUUCAAGUUCAAGCUAUAAUGCUUACGGCUUUGAUGUUGCUUUCAACUAAAUGAUUGGAUCAAUGGCAAUAGCUAGCUAAUAUGGGGAGGAUGAGACAGUUUAUAAAACCAAUCUCAGAACUGAAACAGAUCUCAAUAGUUAACUUUGCUCUGAUUCCUGGUCAAAGGCUAGUGAAGUCGAUUCUGCUGCUGGUUAUAAUGAAUUUAUUUGGGAUACAAAUGCCGACUAAGCCACAGGUUAAUGGAUUACCGAAGCUAAUGCACCUAAUUAUCCAUUGCUAAGAAUGCCUAAUAGUAAUAGAAUAGUUGGAAUCGCCUUAAAUGGAGUCUUUUUCUUCACUGGUACUUCAGAAUAAGGAUAUGAUGCAUUCUUCCCUAAAAAUUAUAAUCUUGGAGGAAAAGUAGAUAAAGUAGCUGUAGAUCAGUGCUUAGGAUCAGCUUAAUCACAUAAUACUUAUAGGUAUCAUAUGUAUUCUCCAUGUAUCUACACCGGUAUUAGCUUAAGAGAUUUUCCAGCUUCAUGUUCUUUAAUUGCUUCUUGUGAUGAAGAUGUGACAGUUUAUGCAACUAAAAAUACUCCAGUUGAAAGACGCACAAUCACUCCUAUUGGACUGGCAAAGGAUGGCAGAGUCAUCUAUGGUCCUUUCAAAAUGAACGGAGAUUUAUGGCAACCAUGCGAUGUUGAUGUUUGUAAUGGAAGAUUGUUUGGAACGAGUUAUGGGUAUGUUACAACAAUGUUCCAUCCAUAUACAAUCUCUUGUUUCGGUCCAGGAAAUAAGCUCUAUCAUGCCAAAGUAGGCUGCUCAUAAAGACCUAGAGAAUGUACGAACGCUGUUUCUCUAUUUAGUAGCUUCGUCAUUUCUUUUGGAUUUAUAAUGGGAGCUCUAGCCCUAAUCUUUUGA